Theobroma cacao (cacao) is the source of this 2182-nucleotide messenger RNA. The record is from RefSeq and is a predicted model, not a curated record. NCBI's taxonomy places the organism in Eukaryota, Viridiplantae, Streptophyta, Magnoliopsida, Malvales, Malvaceae.
UAGAAAAGAGGAGGUGAAAAAAAAAUGGGAUUGUGUGGAGAAUAAUUCAAACAAAACAUCGGCCUUUGAGAACCAAAGGCCCACUUUUGUUGGGAUCAAAUACAAUACUGGGGGCAUGUGACCAUCUAGUUUACUUUUGUUUUGCUCUUCGUUUUCCUCUUAUUCACUUUUGUGAUUUAUUACUUUUUUUUUCUUUGUUAUGCGAAAACACCAAAAGGACUCUCUUUGUGAACGUGUUUGAUCCUUUGAUAGCAAAGAUAUAAACGAUACUUGUUACCUAGAUGGAUGGGUAUGCUGGUAAAAGAGCUGUUGAUGGGCUUGUUGUACCUGGCAAGAGAUCAGGUCUCAUCUUGAAGGAUCAUGUUAAUAACAGAGAACGAAAUGCUCAAUUUUGCAACCGAAUUGGAUGCAAUGGCAGGCUGAACUCCAUGAAAGGUACGCCAAAUGGCUGCUUGGAAAAAGCCAAAUCUUCUAGGCCUUCUUACCGCACUUCAUCAAGUGGCAAGGAAAUAAUUGGAAGUUCUUCUAGGGCAUACUCUGCAGUUAGCAACACAAGAAAAUCCUCUAGAAAUCCUCAGAAAAAGCUACCAUCUCAGCUGGAAACAGAUUCAUCUGAAACUAGUAGUGUUCAGGAUGAGCCAGAAGUGUCAGAACUCAUACCCCCACCAGGAAAGAUUCAAAGAGGGCUGCAGCCUGAUUCUGAAGAUGGUGAUUCUAGGGAAGUUACAGUGAUGGAAGUGGGGAGCUCUAGUGUAGCGUCAAGCACAAGAUCAAGGAGAAAUUUUAUUCAGAGAUCUGGGUUGGGCAACCAGGAUAGUCUGCCCAGUCCAUCUGUUACUUUGGCAUCUCGAAGUGCUUCCCAGGCAACUCGUGCUAAUGCAAGCAAGUACGGUUUGAGAAAUCUAAAAUGUAACUCUAUUUCUGAUGUUGUCCCAUCUGGUUGUUCAUCAUCAGAUUCAAGCCUUAGCAGAAGGAAAGAAACAGUUAAAAAGAGAAACUCUGAUGGAGAGGGUAGUUCCUCCACGAGGGGAAAGAAGUUGAGUGGGUCAUCUUUGGAGGGACGAAACAACAUUUCUAGCCACGGUGUUUCUAUUUCUGAUUCAAGGCGAGCCAGAAAUUGGCCUCCUAACAGGGAUAGUGGUGUUGCUUCAGUUAGGACUCAGAGAUCAAACAGUAGUUAUGGCAGAGGGAGACUCCCUAACCAUGCAAAUGGAAAUAGUAUAACUUUGAACGAGUCCCCCGUAGUCAUCCCGCAAGUUCAUCAAUCUGAUAUACCUAUUGAUUUGAAUGCCCCUGUUUCUACAGAAACUGCUGCAACUCGUGCUAGUUCUUACGGUCGAGCAGGUAGUAUCAGUGAGAGUUUACGCAGUGUCAUGCCCUCUAGUCCUUCAGAAGUUGGCAUUACCCGCUCUUCAUUGAAUCUGGAUAGCUUCCAGCGCUACAAUAUGGAUGGCAUUGCAGAGGUAUUAUUAGCACUUGAGAGGAUUGAACAGGAUGAAGAAUUGACGUAUGAGCAAUUACUUGUUCUAGAGACCAGCUUGUUCCUUAAUGGCCUAAACUUUUAUGACCAGCAUAGAGAAAUGAGACUGGAUAUAGAUAAUAUGUCAUAUGAGGAAUUACUAGCUCUAGAAGAGAGGAUGGGUUCUGUGAGCACUGCAUUAUCAGAAGAAGCAUUGUCAAAAUGCCUUACAAAAAGCAUCUAUGAGGCAACAUCUUCAGAGGAUGGAAAUGUCAGCUGUGAGGGUGAAAAGGAUGAUGUCAAAUGCAGUAUAUGUCAGGAAGAGUAUGUCAUCGGUGAUGAAGUAGGGAGGUUGCAGUGCGAGCACAGGUAUCAUGUGGCAUGCAUACAGCAGUGGCUGCGGGUGAAGAAUUGGUGCCCUAUUUGCAAAGCAUCAGCCGAACCCAUGCAGUCUUCCGCGCCCUCCUCGUAACUUAGUUGAAUUUGAAUAGAAAGCAAGAGGACGAGUUUUCUUCUGUACAAAUUGAUUGCUUCCCUUCAGCAUUUUUUAUUUUAUGAUCACCUUGUAAAUGUCAAAUCUCUUUCUCAUGUCAGUCAACUAAUAAAAACAGGUGCUCUUAGCUCUGCACUGGAGCUUAAUUCACCCAUAAAAGAAAUGUGAAUCAAAAUACACAUAUUACUUCUGUAAUUUGAGCUUGAUCAGUUCUUUCUCUCUUCUUGGUA